Messenger RNA from Nycticebus coucang (slow loris), 4952 nucleotides. RefSeq names its product praja ring finger ubiquitin ligase 2 (gene PJA2). Lineage: Eukaryota; Metazoa; Chordata; Mammalia; Primates; Lorisidae. The record is from RefSeq and is a predicted model, not a curated record. The coding region runs from base 333 to 2453 and encodes 706 amino acids. The transcript is spliced from 11 exons.
CACUAUGAGCUGGUUCUGGUCAGUCUACCGAGGCUGCACACAAGGUGCCCCUGGGUCCUCCAUUUCACCUUUUGAGAUAUACUGCCUAACUGUACUGCAUUUAAGUCUCCAGAAAGAACAUGGGUUACGCGUAAUUCAUUUUCAACAUGGGAUAGAUUGAUGAUGACAGUUUUCCACUUACAGUACUUUUGUGAAGUCUCCUUCUGAAAGACAUUGAAGAAAAAAACAUUUCAGGAAAAAAAACUGAAUCUUCUGCAGCUUAUCCAUUACGUGAAUAAGAAUUAAAUUACGCUCAAAAUUCUAUCAAAGUGGGCACACGGAAACUAUCAUAGAUGUCACAGUACACUGAAAAAGAGCCAGCAGCAAUGGAUCAAGAAUCCAGCAAGGCUGCUUGGCCCAAGCCAGCAGGAGGAUAUCAGACAAUUACAGGCAGGAGAUAUGGAAGAAGACAUGCAUAUGUCAGUUUUAAACCGUGUAUGACUAGGCACGAAAGAAGCCUGGGUCGGGCUGGUGAUGACUAUGAAGUAUUGGAACUAGAUGAUGUUCCAAAGGAAAAUUCCUCAGGUUCCAGUCCAUUGGAUCAAGUUUAUUCUUCUUUACCCAACGAACCUGUAUGUGAAAAAGAUGAAACAGAAGUUCCCACUUGUGGUACAGCAUUGAAUCAAACCAUUGAAAGCAGUCCAUCCUUUGCUACAGUACACCAUAGUGAGGAGGGCAGGGAGAUCUUAGGAAGCAGUACGGAUCCUCGUAAUCACUCUGAGGGAGAGUAUAUUCCAGCAGUUUGUAAUGCUUCAAGCAUCCAAAAUGGAAUUACAUUGGUUCAUAGUGACUCUUACGAUUCAGAUGGCAAACAUGGAGAAGAUAAUGAUCAUCUUCAGCUUUCUACAGAAGGUGAUAGAUAUCAGGAAUCAUUAGGCAAUAUAGUAUUUGAGUUGGCAAAUGGAAAAGCAGAGGCAUACGCUGGUCUUUCACCACCAGUUCCAUCUUUUAAAUGUGAAAUAAAAGAUGAAUUUGAAGAGUUAGAUUCAGUAUCUUUAGUGAAAAGCUCUACUGAUGGUACUGAGUUUGUCCAUCAGAACAGCCAGGAAUUGCAGAGCUCCUUUUCCCAAGAUGAAGUUGUUAGAAAGAAACAACAAAAUACUAGCCAGGAAAGACAGACAGAAAAUUCAACUGAAGAUGCAGCCUGUGUUCCAGGGCAUAUUUGUAGUGAACAAAAUGCCAUUGGUAGGGACAAAAGCCAUGGAAGUUCUCCUGAACAGGUAGUGAGACCAAAAGUUAGAAAACUAAUAAGUUUAAGCCAGGUAGAUCAAGAAACAGGUUUUAAUAGGCAUGAGGCUAAACAAAGAAGUAUUCAGAGAUGGAGGGAGGCUUUGGAAGUUGAGGAAGGUGGCUCAGAUGACCUGUUAAUAAAAUGUGAAGAGUAUGAUGGAGAGCAUGACUGUAUGUUCUUGCCUACACCUUACUCAAGAGUUACACAAAGGGAAACAGAAAAUAACCAAGUAACAUCAGAAAGUGGAGCCACAGCAGGAAGACAAGAAAUUGUGGAUAACACCUUUUGGAAUGGCUAUGGAGAUUAUUACCAGCUCUAUGACAAAGAUGAAGAUAGUUCAGAAUGUAGUGAUGGAGAAUGGUCUGCUUCUUUGCCUCAUCGAUUUUCUGGUACAGAAAAAGAUCAGUCCUCAAGUGAUGAAAGCUGGGAGACUCUGCCAGGAAAAGAUGAGAAUGAACCUGAGCUACAGAGUGAUAGCAGUGGCCCUGAAGAAGAAAACCAAGAAUUAUCUCUUCAGGAAGGGGAACAGGCAUCCUUAGAAGAGGGAGAAAUUCCUUGGUUACAGUACAAUGAAGUCAAUGAAAGCAGCAGUGACGAGGGAAAUGAGCCUGCCAAUGAAUUUGCACAGCCAGAAGCUUUCAUGUUGGAUGGUAACAACAAUCUGGAGGAUGACUCCAGUGUGAGUGAAGACUUAGAUGUGGACUGGAGCCUAUUCGAUGGCUUUGCGGAUGGGCUAGGAGUUGCCGAAGCUAUUUCUUAUGUGGAUCCUCAGUUCCUCACCUACAUGGCAUUAGAAGAACGCUUAGCCCAGGCUAUGGAGACUGCCCUGGCACAUUUAGAGUCUCUAGCAGUAGAUGUUGAGGUGGCCAAUCCACCAGCCAGUAAGGAAAGCAUCGAUGGUCUUCCAGAGACCCUUGUUCUUGAAGAUCACACUGCUAUUGGUCAGGAGCAGUGCUGUCCAAUCUGUUGCAGCGAGUAUAUUAAAGAUGAUAUAGCAACAGAGCUGCCCUGUCACCACUUCUUUCACAAACCUUGUGUCUCAAUUUGGCUACAGAAGUCGGGAACGUGCCCUGUGUGCCGCCGUCACUUCCCCCCUGCAGUUAUCGAAGCAUCUGCAGCUGCCUCCUCCGAGCCUGAUCCUGAUGCUCCUCCUUCUAGUGACAGCACCGCAGAAGCACCCUGAACCUUACCAGCUGAGAUGCAAUCGUCUAUUGAAGUAAAUCUGCAAAUUCCUUCUAAAUAUGAUGUGCAAAUAAUUAUAUAUAAAUAUAUUAAAAAUGCUAUAUAUAGUAUAUGCCAUAGUUUAGAAAGAGAAUAUUCACCUUUCUAAACUAAAUUUAGGUUUGCAGGAAGUGCUAAAUGUUUGCAAGCUGAAUGUUGAAGCACUGCAUCCAUUUUGUUUAGUUGAAUUAAUUGUAAAGUCAAGCCUCUGACUUAACUCUCUCCAGAAGAAAUAAUCAUCUGUGUGGCAGACAUUUGGCUUUGUCUACAAUGCUGUCACUAAGCGGUGAUAAUUAAGCUUUCCUAUCUGCAGCAAAUGUGAAGACUCUGAUCACAACAGAAGUAUUUGGUUUCACUGGAAAUAAAACAAAUUCUAAAGCAUGCUUUUUCACUGGUCCCUUUGCUUUUGCUACAUCAAACCUCUUGGUUCAUAACUCUGAGACAUUUUUCAGAUGUCUUUUCCAUCUUUGUUUAAAAUUAGGACUCCAGAAUGCCAAACAAAGGCUAAAAUUUUGGCAAGAAUGUCACAAAAUUUUAAAAUCUUAGAUCUAAAUCCCCUGAAAUGGUUAGGUAGUAAAGUAAAUUAUUUAAUAAAACAGUGGAUGUGCUUAACAUGAAGUUAGUAAAGCAUGUGAAGAAUCUAGUGUGCUCAGUACAGCGAGAUGAAUUAGAUGGCCUCAUGAAACCCUUUUUAACUUCUCAUCCAACCUGUUUCUCCUUGGUUAAAAUUGUACUUAAAGGUCCAGAAUACUCAAGGCACAUCUGUUUAAUAAGUAUUGAAUAUAGUUAGUUUAAGGUAGUUUUAGUUCUGUGAUGUUUUGGAAAGGCUGGUAACUUUCAGAGGGUCAUCUUUGUGACUAUAUAACCCCAAACCAAGAUACACGGCUUCUCCUUUAGGGGAUCACACAUAGAGGCGAGUGUGUGCCAACACGAACCUGUUAGUUCACUUCAAAUGUGACUUGACAUCAACACCAAACAGUGCUAGCUAUUGGAAUAUCACAUCUGAGCAAAUGAAAUAGUAAAGCACAUGGUGAGUAUACGUCCAUCCCGUUGGUCCAUUGAUAAUUUAGUUUGGACACAUGCAAGGAAUAUUUAUAUAUGGCUUCCCAGCUGCAGGAUUACAUCUUACUUCUCUGAGUAUUUAUGUUUCAUCUCUUUUCUCCAUUCUUAAAAAUAAAUGAGUUUUCACUAUUGGCACAUUUGAGGCUUAAAUAUAAGAAACAUUAACACUUGCAUUCUAAUUUUUGCAUAUAUUGUAAAUGUGUCUGGUAUUUACGGCAAAAUACUGUGUACCCUUUUAUGGGUAAAACAAAAUGAAUAUUGCAUGCAUGUAAUGUGGUGAAUUUGUAAUUUAUGGAUUCUUUGGGGCUUCUGUGACUUUGGAAAUGCUUACAUUCAGGCCUUCAUGUUGCAUUAGCUGGCAUGUUUUCCUUCUGAUGUAUAGAGUCACUGUUGUAUAAACUAAUCUCUGCUUGUCUUCUACUCUGUGAUCUUUCCCAUAUUUCGUUGAUGAUCAGUUGGUGUCAAAGAGUCUAAUCAGAUUAAAAUUAAUUCUCAUGUGGAUACUGUGGAAACUCGUGGCUAGUGUAAUUUUUUUUGUUCGUUUCUUUUUAAGUAGUAGUGAUCAGUUGUGACGCUUACUGGUUAAACGUACAUUGUUAAAGAUUUCUCUAUAAUAAGCCACACAUUAUAUUUAGGUAGUAUUAAAGGACCUUGGUUUUCUUCUCCUAGAUAGCAGCUGUCCCAAUGAAAAUAUUUCUUCUUUGCCUGUUAAGAUUUAGCUAUUAUCUGCCAGUCGUUAAGACGUUUUGGUUCCAAACUCAACCAGCAGUGUUGAAAGCUGAAGUGAAGAUUGCUGUUGUACUUUUUGCUUUCCAUCUGUUACUGUCCUUCAUUCUUGGCACUUGACUAUCUAUAAACAGCUGCUAUGAAGGAGAAAAGUUGAGGAAGGGUUGGUUUAAAUUAAAAAAGGGAAAUUGAGGUUUUAAGAUGUUUGUGGUAACAAGCUGGUAUAAGCUAAGGCUAAGAAGUUCAGACACCAAAAUACUAUUUGAUCGUAUCUUGGAUCCUUUUGAAAAAGUUAAGAAUAUAUGAAGGUAAAUUAGAAAUAGUAUUAAUAUUAAUAAAAUAUUGUUUAUCUUAUUUCUCUAUUUUAUGUUGUGACUUGACCUAAUAAUUUUAUUUUUUUAAACAUUUUCUUAUUUCUUGUAAUAUGAAUGCUAAUAUUUAAAGUUAGAUCCAUGUGGUUUUCUUUUGUGUUCCUUGUUUAUCUCUAAGCUAACUCUUAAGAUUAUUUGUGAUAUGAAUUUUUAUUUAAGCUGUUAAAUAUAUAUGAACUGUUCAAUGGAAUGCAAGUUUUUCAAAAUCCCAGGUCUAAAUGUAAUGGUUGGUUUAUUGUUCUACAACCCCGGCCCAUCAUUUUCCGUGUAAAUCAUAAACAAUAAACAGGAUAUACUCAGUG